CUACGGAGGCAUACCAAGAAGGCGGGAUAAAUACCUUAUAACAUGACUAUAUAAAUAUAGGGAUGAGUUAUUUGUAUGUGCAUUUUGAUUAUUUUUAGAGAUCGGAUAAUGUAGUACAAGCUGAUUCUCAGUUUUCAUUCAGAUAGAUUUGAAGGCAACUUUCAUUAAGGCAAUUUUUGAGAGGGGUGGCGCAAAACGACAUCGAUCUUUUCACCGGUCGGUUUACUGCGACAUCAUCGAAAUAAAAUUCUUGUCGUUUCCAUGGUAGAGGCGAAACGUGACAUGCCGUCAAGGUUAGGAAUGACAUAACGGAACAUGAUUUGAUUUCCAAAUGUUUGGAAAAGUUAUUGUGAGUUUCUAUUCUAGAGUUAUUCAGUGUUUAAACCCUAUUAAUAAGAAUUUCUUAAACAUUCCUAUGAUAAUUGAUGUUGUUUUGUUAGCGAGGUGAGAGAGAACAGUCUUAAAGAUCAGAAGAUCAAUGGCAAACACUUUUAAAAGAACUUUUUUUGUUAAUUCCGUUGCAAAGAAAAAUGCUUCAUACGCAACUGGUGAAGUUAGCAGCCCCUAAAACACCAAGUGGAGCAACUGAUGACGAUUCUGAAAUUGGGCAUCCGAAAGCAGAAGUUCUUCCCCCUACUUUAUUUUCAAAAUCAUCCACACCUGAAUCUGAUGACGUUUUAGAAGAAAUACAAGAUCCUAAAUUUUCGACUCUUAAUUAUCAGAUGAAGAGCUCCUUUACCGAACCUGGAAAUACAGAGUCUCGAUUCUUCUGGAUGAUUGAUCAUAUGUCUUUUCGGCAACUUUUCCGAUUAUAUGCAAGGUAUGGCGAUCUGAACAGGGAUGGAGAAUCUAUCACUCUGACAUGUAGUGACAGAUGGUUACGACAAGCUAAGGUCAUUGAUAACAAGAGAGUUAACACAACAGAUACUGGAAUAUACUUCAGACAAGUGGCCAAAUUUAAAAAGUCUCUGAAUAUUCAAUCCUAUGAGAAAUUUCUAGAAUUAUUGGCUAAGAAGAAAAAUCUAAAUUUAAGCGAAAUGAAGUACAAAUUGGUAACAUGUGGCCCACCUUCAACGUACAAAACUACAAUGGUGGACAAUAGAAAAGCUUUAUAUCACAUUAGUGAACGUGCGAGGAUGCCACGUCAUCAUAAAGGAAGAAAUUGGAUAACACGAACAAGUGAAGGAUUUUUUAGCAACUGUCAGUGCCAGCACGGGUACAAUUCUCAAGUCAGUUACAGUUUACCCGAUGACCUAAAUACGACAGUAACUGAAAACAGAGAUGAAGACUGGUUUCCUGAAGAUUAGUGCCAUAUUUUAAUAGAAAUUUAUUAUUUGUGUAGAAUUUUAUUUUUAGAUUGUGUCUAUUCUGUGAUGAUAAGUAAUAAAUGUAUUACAUACAAUUUAUUUUGUGUGUAUCCAAAGCGCAAA
Stegodyphus dumicola is the source of this 1430-nucleotide messenger RNA. RefSeq lists its product as uncharacterized. Gene Ontology annotation, cellular component: microtubule. The record is from RefSeq and is a predicted model, not a curated record. Gene Ontology annotation, molecular function: tubulin binding. Gene Ontology annotation, biological process: positive regulation of protein polymerization; microtubule polymerization; microtubule bundle formation. NCBI's taxonomy places the organism in Eukaryota, Metazoa, Arthropoda, Arachnida, Araneae, Eresidae.